Molecule: messenger RNA, 1942 nt
Organism: Musa acuminata AAA Group (dessert banana)
Lineage: Eukaryota; Viridiplantae; Streptophyta; Magnoliopsida; Zingiberales; Musaceae
Product: serine carboxypeptidase 1-like
Exons: 7
Coding region: 192-1799 (535 amino acids)
Biological process (GO): proteolysis
Cellular component (GO): vacuole
Molecular function (GO): serine-type carboxypeptidase activity
Source: RefSeq, a predicted model, not a curated record
CAUCGCUUGCUUCUCUCUUUCCUUUUUCUUUUCCCUUAAGCAUGUAACAAGUGGAGAUUAUCCUCCAAGAAUGGACUUCCUUGCAUGUAUGUAGUCUAUAGAAAUCAUGUGAAGGAGAAGGAUUUGUUCAAAGCAACCAAGGCAUUCUAUUCCAACAAUCUCAGCUCGGCCACUUUGUUCUUGCUCGGACUAUGUCAUUCCAAAUAUAUAUAUCUGGACAGCAUAAGGUGCGGUCACACUGCGUGUUCCCUUGGCUUCUAUUGCUUACCACCAAGACCAUGAUGGACUCUGCGUUUUCUACUUGCUUCUUCUUCUUCUUCUCUUUCUACAUCUUCACCUUAGCAGCUAAUGCCAAUCAAGCUGACGUUCUUCUGCGUAUGAUGAGGUCAAAAUGGCCGCCUGCAGCGCAACAAGAUAGCCUGUUUCGUCUCAGCAAUUCUAGCAAGGAAUUGCCUGCAGUAUAUGUUGCUCCACAGCAUGGUUUGAAGGAUCUCGACAAGAUCGACAGGCUGCCAGGGCAGCCUGAAGGCCAGAGUAUCAACCAGUAUGCUGGUUAUGUGACGGUCGAUCACCACAACGGGAGAGCACUCUUUUACUACUUCGUUGAGUCCCCAGAAGACCAAGCCAAGAAACCACUUGUGUUGUGGCUUAAUGGAGGUGAUCGGCAUCACUACCAUGCUCUUCGGUGUUUUCCUCGGUCGAUUGAUAUUUUGAGAUGUGCAGGCCCUGGAUGCUCUUCUUUAGGUUACGGAGCCAUGGAAGAGCUUGGACCUUUCAGAGUCAACAGUGAUGGCAAAACCCUGCGUGAAAACGACCACUCAUGGAUCGAUGUGGCAAACAUCAUCUUCUUGGAGUCUCCUGCUGGUGUUGGAUUCUCGUACUCGAACACCACUUCAGAUUACCGCUCCAAUGGAGACAGAAGAACAGCAGAGGACUCCUAUACCUUCCUGGUCAACUGGUUGGAGAGGUUUCAGGAGUACAAGAGCCAUGAUUUCUUCAUCACCGGAGAGAGCUACGGCGGCCACUACGUUCCUCAGCUCGCCAGUCUCAUCCUCCGGAACAACAUGAAGAUGAACCAGUCAACCAUCAACCUGAAAGGGAUAGCUAUUGGCAACGCGUACAUCGACCGAAACAUAAACGAAAUUGAGAUGUACGAGUUCCUGUGGGCUCACGCCAUGUUCUCCGACGACACCCACAAGCUGAUCCAAAAGCAAUGCAAUGGCUCAGACACCUUCUCCCUCGAGUGUCAAGACGCCAUGUUUCAGGCUCGUAGGGAGACUGGGGAAAUCAAUCUGUACAAUGUUUAUGCUCCUCGUUGCUCUGCAUGGGCUCGUGAAAAUGAAGAAUAUGAUCCUUGUGAUGACGACUACGUGCGCUCAUACCUCAACGAUGAGAAGGUGCAAAAGGCCCUUCAUGCAGUUCCAACUGGAUGGGGACACUGCAGUUCCAUGGUUUGGACUGAUACUACUGUGAGCAUGCUAGCUAUGAUCAAGAAGCUCUCGACCAGAGGCUUAAGAGUGUGGUUAUACAGCGGUGACAUUGAUGCGGUAGUUCCAGUGACAUCAACAAAGGCCUCAUUGAACAUGCUUGAUCUUCCCAUCCGCAGAGCAUGGCUGCCAUGGUACAUUGAUCAUGAGGUGGGAGGAUAUGUUGUAGAAUACAAAGGGAUAACUUUUGUGACAGUAAGAGGAGCAGGACAUGAGGUCCCAAGCUACCAACCAGAGAGCUCUUUGGCAAUGAUCACUGCGUUCCUUCAAGGAACCUCCCUUCCUCCAAAGAAGGGCAAAAGAAUGUUCUGAUUGACAUUCUUAAUAUGCACACAUGUUUCUACAGCUUCAAAAACACAUCAGGAUUUGCCUCAGCUGGAGGAGACUGCUAAUAAAUAUCUGCAGGAAUCUUUUAGACAGCUACUCUUAUUGAUUAGGCCAAGCUAUCAAGAAUG